AUUUUGCUCAUUUAAAGGACUAUUCAAAUGAAAACCAACUCAAAGACAGCAAUAAUGAGUCAAGAAAGAGAAAGCGCUCCAUCUGAGAGCAAUGAGGAGUACGAUAAGCACAUCAAGCCUGCAGGGGGUACAGAUUUUCAGCAGAUGCCAGAUAAUCUGUCUGAACAACCAAGUGAUGAUCUAUCUGCUCAACAGCCUCACAUGACCAAAUCUGAAAUCGACUCGAUGAUGGACAGUCAAACACUAACAAAGAAGGAAAGGCUAGAGAUGGCCACUGAAAACACUGGUAUGAUUAUCUGAACAGAAGAUGACUACAAUGAAGUUGGCGCAAACUAUGUUCCCAGAAACAUGGAGGAAUCUCUUAGAUACAUCUUCAACAGAAUGUCCAGGUCCGUUGAUAAGGACCUUGAUCAAAUAAAGAUCGGCCAACCAGCAGUCCAUAAAGUCCUAUACUGUAAGAGAUUAGUACAGCAAUUGAAGAACAAAACCAUUCAGAAACUUUUCUUAUGAAAUGAUGGCUUGACUUACCUAAGCAUGUGGUUAGAGAAAUCUGUCGAUGGGUGAUACCCAUGCGAUGAAGUUCUCGGAACAAUUCUCGACAUCUGUGAGUUCCUUCCAGUCGGUUCAGAGCACCUGCAUGGGACUAAAAUAGGAAAACAGGUGAAGAAACUUGAAAAAGAAGCUCUGUCCGAGAAGAUCAGGUCGAAAGCAUCCGAGGUGCUCCACAAAUGGUACAGAGUUGUCUUCGAACUCAACACUGGAUAUGAUGAAUCUGGGCUAUAUGAAAGACAAUAUAGGGAAUACAGGAAGAAAAGACUUGUAGAAUCUGGGUUUAUGAAGGGAGAUAAUGAGGAAGAUGAAGACGAGCUUGAGGAAGUACCUGGACCUGGAGGGGAAGGAGAAAAAUCAGAGAAAACACAGAAAAAGGAACUACAAUAUGACCAAAAUGGAGUCGCCUGUGAUAGAGCUUAUGUUCCUAAGAAGCCUUCAUUUGAUUUUACAUACAGACCAGUUGCAGAAAUGGAGAUUCCUUACAGAGCACCUCAGGAUGAUAGAGGGUUGAAAAAUGAGAUAACGAGGAGUAUCCAUUUGAUGCACAAGGCUGCUGCCAAAGCAGGAAGGAGAUUUAAAGAACUUCAUAAGUAA
Molecule: messenger RNA, 1146 nt
Organism: Moneuplotes crassus
Lineage: Eukaryota; Ciliophora; Spirotrichea; Euplotida; Euplotidae
Source: the annotation of a GenBank genome assembly